Molecule: messenger RNA, 225 nt
Organism: Penicillium psychrosexuale
Lineage: Eukaryota; Fungi; Ascomycota; Eurotiomycetes; Eurotiales; Aspergillaceae
Exons: 1
Coding region: 1-225 (74 amino acids)
Source: RefSeq, a predicted model, not a curated record
AUGUUGAAGUCAAUCCUUCGUGCUAAAACUGCUGAAGCUCUAGUUGCAGCUCCAGCUCGCCUGUUGACAAUCGGGGAGGAAGAUUCUGGCCUGCAUUCGGGCGAAAAUGGACCUGGUGGUCAGGCUCAGAUUCCAGGAUACACACCAAACAGCGAGCUCGAUGAAGGGAACUUGACAUCGGAUUUCUUGGAUUGGCUUCAACAACAGAAUUCUCAGAUAAUCUGA